Messenger RNA from Panonychus citri (citrus red mite), 1598 nucleotides. RefSeq names its product 4-hydroxybenzoate polyprenyltransferase, mitochondrial-like (gene Coq2). Gene Ontology annotation, biological process: ubiquinone biosynthetic process. The transcript has 4 exons. NCBI's taxonomy places the organism in Eukaryota, Metazoa, Arthropoda, Arachnida, Trombidiformes, Tetranychidae. The record is from RefSeq and is a predicted model, not a curated record. Bases 134 to 1315 code for a protein of 393 amino acids. Gene Ontology annotation, cellular component: mitochondrial inner membrane.
AUGCUUACAAAUUGUUUUGUUUACAUUUUUCACAAUUAAGAUUGUUAAUUAAUCUAAUCAUUUUUUCUGCUGGUCAGUUUUAAUUUUGUUUUGUUUUUUGUUUUUCUAUUUCUUUACGUAAUUUAAGUGAACAAUGUUUAACAAUACUCUUCGUCCUUUAUUGAUGAAAUGUUAUCGUCAUUCAGGGUCAUCACCAUGUGGACCUUUUUUAAGCUCAUAUAAUUUAAGUAAAACUUUUACUGGUCAAAGUGUAAAGAAAGGGCAACAAUUAAAUCCUGAUAUAAUUGAAAUUAAACGAGAAUCUCUAGUUGAAGAAUUCCUUCCAAUUCCAACAAAUGCUGAAAGAACAGUGGCCAAAUUUCCUAAGUCAAUUCAACCAUAUUUAAAGCUUAUGAGGUUACAUUCACCAACCGGUGGAUUGUUACUCCUUUGGCCUGGUUAUUUUGGUUUAGCUUUUGCAACUGAUCCAAUGAGGUAUCCAAAUCCAACCUAUCUCGCUUUAUUUGGCAUAGGAACCAUUUUAAUGAGAGGAGUUGGAUGCACAAUCAAUGACAUUGUUGAUCGUCAUUAUGAUUUACAUGUAAAUAGGACAAAAAACCGGCCAAUAGCCACCGGAGAGUUAAGUGUACCCAAAGCAGUUGCCUUCUUAGCCUUACAGUCCAGUUUAGCUUUGUCCAUAUUGAUGAAAUUUGAUACAACGAGUAUUAUUUUAGGUUUAAGUUCCGUUGGUCUUAUUUGUAUUUACCCAUUUGCCAAGAAAUUUACUUAUUGGCCUCAACUUGUCCUUGGAUUGACAUUUAAUUGGGGAGCUCUACUUGGAUGGUCAGUAGUGACCAAAGGAAACAUAUUCCUACCUGGAGCAAUCCCUCUCUACCUCGCUUGUAUUUCCUGGACACUAUUUUAUGACACAAUUUAUGCUCAUCAAGAUAGAGUUAACGAUUUAUCCAUCGGCCUCAAAUCUACAGCAAUUAAAUUCGGUGAAAAUACCAAGAAUUGGCUACAUGGUUUCCAUGCAACCAUGUUAACCAAUUUGAUCAUCGCCGGACUCGCUACCGGACAAGUGUGGCCUUACUAUUGCUCUCUUGGACUGGCCAGUUUUCGUCUGUUUUCCAUCACUCGAACCCUCGAUAUCAAUAAUCCUCGUAAUUGUGGGCAAAAGUUCGAAGACAAUGUAUUAAUUGGUUAUAUUCUUUUCUGCGGAAUUGGUUUGUCGACCAUGAUUAAAACUGAUUCAACCAAAGAGGAGAUGGUCGAAGAUGAUCUGAACAUUAAAUUGGAAGACGUUUUUGGAGAUGAAGCUGAGAAAACAAAUUAAUCACUUCAUUAAAAGUCCAAAGGUUCUUGUUCAUCUGUGAAAUACGAUGUAUACUACCAAGACCAGGACGUUCUGGUGAACAGUUUCGAGGAUUUUGGUUCGUUUGUUUUGUUUUUUCCAACGAUCGAUUAACGGCCAUUUCAUUUAUCGAAAGGCACAUGUACAUUAUGUAGAUUUGAACGAUUUUAUUGUGAAAGCAAAUUUGUUUUGGUUGUUUUGGUUAAUCCAGUUUGAUGAUUGAGACACAAUUUAAUGAACACAUUAAACACAUUUUGAUGAUUUA